This is a messenger RNA of Photinus pyralis (common eastern firefly), 452 nucleotides long. It is a transcript of the gene Nedd8, whose product is annotated as NEDD8. Gene Ontology annotation, molecular function: protein tag activity; ubiquitin protein ligase binding. Gene Ontology annotation, biological process: regulation of proteolysis; protein neddylation; modification-dependent protein catabolic process. Gene Ontology annotation, cellular component: nucleus; cytoplasm. Lineage: Eukaryota; Metazoa; Arthropoda; Insecta; Coleoptera; Lampyridae. The transcript is spliced from 3 exons. The record is from RefSeq and is a predicted model, not a curated record. Bases 164 to 397 code for a protein of 77 amino acids.
GGCAACGUAGCGUAAAUACUAAAUAGUAGUAAAUGAACAUACCGGCAAAUACCUAUUCUUUUGUAUUUAAUUUUCCACGAAUUUUGCAAGAAAACUCACUCCACAAAGCAAGCUCUAGUGCAACUUUUAGAUUAAAUUAUAAACAAACUAAUUUAUUAGAAAAAUGCUUAUCAAAGUGAAGACUUUAACUGGUAAAGAAAUCGAAAUAGAUAUCGAACCCACAGAUAAGGUAGAACGAAUAAAGGAACGGGUAGAAGAAAAGGAAGGCAUUCCACCUCAACAGCAACGACUUAUAUUUUCUGGGAAACAAAUGAACGAUGAGAAGACUGCGCAAGAUUAUAAAGUACAAGGUGGCUCUGUACUUCAUUUAGUGUUAGCCUUACGAGGAGGAUAUUGAUAAUAAACAAUACUGUUACAUACUAUAACGUCUAAUAUACCGUAAUGAUUGUUAA